Penicillium diatomitis is the source of this 2322-nucleotide messenger RNA. Its product is annotated as pentatricopeptide repeat protein. The transcript has a single exon. NCBI's taxonomy places the organism in Eukaryota, Fungi, Ascomycota, Eurotiomycetes, Eurotiales, Aspergillaceae. The record is from RefSeq and is a predicted model, not a curated record. Bases 1 to 2322 code for a protein of 773 amino acids. Gene Ontology annotation, molecular function: protein binding.
AUGUUGUUUUGUCCGAAAGAGCUUGCUCGGGCUCGCCUCCAGGCCCUGCUCCGGAGCCCCGGCCAUUUACAUCGGACUUUUCGGACGCCUAACAAUCGGCAUACUUUGCGGUGCGCUUUGAACCACACCUCGACAGCUGUCCAGCAAAGUCAAGAACAACACCAGUCCCGAAUCGCAAAUAAUACCCCGGAGGGUGACUCGCAAAAACAUGGCGUUUUAUCUGCAUCAUCUGCGGACGCUGGCGCUCCUCGCACAUCUAACAAGGUCACGGGCCCGCGGUUAGUCUCCAAACGAUCAAUCAAAAAUAUCAUGACCGCGAAUGGUCUCGAUCCCUCAGACGCUUCGACAGUACAGCAACGGCUCAAUUUCGAAAUUCAACGCGAGAAAAGAAAUUUGAGUAAAAGCUCGAUUGCCAUAGCAGCUAUCACUCGGGGGAGGUCUUUAUACAAUGCCUCUGGUAAUUCGCUUCGUACAUGGCAACGGGCCUACGAAGAACUCUACAAGGCAAAACAUUACCAACGCCAAAUCAACAGCGACAACAUCAUACCCUCUCUGAACCCGACUGGGGAGAAGAUACUUGCAAAGAUUCAAGAAGAUUGCAAUGGCGCUUUUCGGAAAUUCUGGGAAACUUGCAGGCGGGAUGUCAAAGCCCAGCAUUGGCAGCCUCUGGCGUUCUGGCUGCUGCAGAACGAUCCCAAGCUUUUCCUGAACUUCUUGAUUGUCACAAUGAAGGGCAAAGAUACACCGGAUUUCACAAUGGUCACGGACUCGCUUCUGUACAUUGACAAUUUCUACUAUGAGGAAUUGAAAGACUGGACGACCGGGCCCCGUUCGCACGGAUACUCCUGGAUGAUUGAGUAUUGUCUGCGACCAGCCACUUGGCCAAUCAUCUCACCACCGCAGAAGGGCAUUCGCCUUUACAUUCGACGAGCUCGUCCCUAUGGGGUCCGAUUGGCUUUCCGCACGCUGAAAGCAAGAGGAGUCCAAUGGCAAGCGGAAACCCAGCUGUGUUUCGUCUACAGAUUCACUCAAUUGGGUGAUGUCGAUCGGGCACUCAAGGCGCUCAAACUUCUUCCGCGACUGAAUGAUCCCACUUUUACAAUGAACUCGCAAGGCGUUCUCCGGCACUGCUGCAAACUUCUGACAUUGGACACCGUCGAGGACGGUGAAUCAGGCCGCAAUUUCCGCAUUCUACCACAGCUCCUGGAGAUGGGAGUACGUCCGGACCGAGAUAUGAUGAAUGUGGUUCUCUCCAAUGCCUACAAGACCGGUGACCACCAACUUGGUGCCGACAUGCUUCAAUUCAUGACGAGUCAAGAUUACAAAUUUGACUCAUAUACCUACGUUACACUACUCACAGACGCUGUUUCUCGUGGGGAUCAAUCACGUGUGCAUGAGCUUAUUCGAGAAGUUGAUGCGCAGGAGGAGAUUCGCAAAAACCCAUACGUCGCAAACAAAAUCUUCCAUUCGCAUUAUGUCUUCACUGCCAAGAACUUGGACGCCGAUGCUGACCCAUCGGGUGUCUUUUACGCUAUGCUCGACAUGUAUAACAAACUUCAUGAUAUUACUCCGCUCAAAGAACUCCUCAUCAUUCCUCCUCAUUAUACGCCUCGAGAAGACGGUGCGAACACCCCACCCACUCCCAUGGCCUUGUACAUCAUGAUCGCAACAUACUUCCGUUGCGGCAGCUCCGUCAUGAAUGUGCAACGCAUCUAUCAAAGGUUUCACGAACUUGUCAGGAAAGGCCAUCCAACAAUAGCUCCCUUGGCGGGCACGGACCACACAUACAACGAAUUCCUAAUCGCUCUCCGCAAAAGCUCGCGUGCCAUGCAUACUUGCGUCCGCAUAGUAGAAGACAUGCUGCACGCUUCUAGCAACGGGCCUGUGACACAUACGAAACCAAGCUAUCGCACCUGGGCCAUCCUUCUCAGCGUUUUCCUGUGGCAUCGGCGGCCUGCUGCUGCGGAGAAGAUUCGAGAGAUGAUGGCCAAGCACCAAGUACCUUACAAUGACGUGACCUGGAAUCUGAUCAUCAACGGCUACGCCAACGCACAACAAGUGCAGGAAACUGCCGCUGCUAUGAAGGCUAUGGAAGCCGAAGGAUUCGCUCUCGAUUCAUACACCAUGAAGUCUCUGCGGUACCUUCGGGAUCCAGAACGUCUAUGGGUUGCCGUCGAUGAGCUUGACCGGGCUGCGCAGGAUGCCGAGUCUGCGAGAUUCGCCUCGGCGGAGAAAAGUGGACCUGUUGAGAAGAGCCCACAAGACGACUUGAUGGAGGAAGGGUUGCGGAAACUUGGAGAUAAAACCAAGUCGAAACCUUGA